Molecule: messenger RNA, 2421 nt
Organism: Coniophora puteana RWD-64-598 SS2
Lineage: Eukaryota; Fungi; Basidiomycota; Agaricomycetes; Boletales; Coniophoraceae
Exons: 4
Coding region: 32-2332 (766 amino acids)
Source: RefSeq, a predicted model, not a curated record
CGUAGUAUGAGGUUUGUCCCUAACUACCAACAUGUUGGAAAGCGGUCUCGGGAGGCUUUCAAAGCUACAUGAUUUCAAGGAGAGGAUUCAGGUAUUCCGUGAUCACCUCGUCACCCUAGGUCUCCUGGACGAGGACACACGAUCCGAGCUGGUAGACCAAGAAACGGGAACGUGCCACUUUUGUGAUGCCAAUCUCACCCAAUGCCCGUUAUGCCGUGCCGUGACAUGCCCGAGCUCCAGCUCGAGCUGCCCUGUCUCGCAGGUCGCGCCGGGACCGAUGGUGCGAUGCGUGUAUCACCCUACGACACGGUGCUGCAGCUCGUGUCUGCACCGUCGUGACUCUGGAAGUUCUACUUCUGCGGGACCGUCAUCUUGGCCUUCAUCUUCCCCCACCGUUACAUCCCCUUCUUCUUCCCCGGUUCGUGGCACGGUCGCAGGCGGACCGCCGUCACGCCAAUCUCUGUCGACGUGCCCAGAAUGCCACAGUGUCUGCUGUGCGACAGACAUGAUGUGGUGCAUCGGCCAUCCAGGCGCGGCCGGUCACGCGAACCCGAGACCGGCAGCGUGCGGGAUGUGCUAUGCGAGGAAGCCGGACGUGCGGGAGCGCGUCAGGCUCUGCGUGAACGACGGGUGCUGGUCGAACGAGGACAGGUACCGCAAGGCGGUCGCGGCGCUGUGCGUCUGCGCGGACUGCGCGCACGCAGGCCCAGGCUCGGCGGAGUCAACGUCGAAUGUCGGCCCAUGCGAGUGCGUGUGUGGGCGGACGUGGCUCUGCGGGACGUGUUCGGACGAUCCCGAUGUCUGGGCGGGGCACUUCUCGACGUGUCCGAGGUGCAAGCAGCUGACGUGUCUAGUUCACAAGGCGUGUGGAGGCGCGGUCCCCUGCGAGGGCUGUCGGAGACCAAGGCUGUGCGACGAUUGUAUCGAGGUUGAGGCGGACGAUGAAAGCGAGGUGAGGGGAAGCAGUGAUGAAGCUCCAGCGCGGAUGACGGAUCUGUGCGGUUCCAAGAGCUACAUCUCUCCAGUGACGGCAGACGAUGUUGAGGUGACAUAUGUCUUUUCUGGCCUUCUGGACACUUGGAGAGACGUAGACAAAGAUCUUGCCGAGCACCUCGGGAGGGAGACAGCAGAUCGGGGCAAGGUUAUUGCGGCGGGUGCGGAGUUUCUGUAUGGCGUUGCAAUGCUCACGGAUUUUAUCGUCGAUCUGGGAGUAUUGAAGUUGGCGUUGACCAGCAUUCAACCAAUUGACAACCAUGACGAUCGACUGGAUGUCACUAUGCGCGUGAGUAACGACGAGGUUGCAGAUGACGCAAGCUACGACGAAGGUACCCAGCUAUGGUGCGUCGUCACUAUGUUCCCUCAAUCAGAGAUCCUUGACGAUUCACACUGCGCCAACGCCCCCACGGUUCCCGAGUUCAUCGGCGUCUUGAGGAACACCCCGGAGCUCCAAGUGCUCGAGCUCUACAAUGCUCUAUCUAGCUCAGGAGUACUGCCUUCCUCGUGGGACCAGGCACCUCUCGUAUCCCUUCCAGCUCUCCGAAAGCUCUAUAUAUACGACGGAUUUGAUCUCUUCGCAGAUCUUGUGUCUCAGUUAGACUUCCCUACAGACACAUACGUGAUGACUCGAACAGGCAUCACGGCCUUCCUCGACAGUACCUUUUCCGCGGGUCUAUCAGACACAUUUCCUCUCGUACCACCUCAUAUCUUCUGUCCUGUUCAGUCCUCCACAUACAGCCUAACAAUCUCCAUUCAUCCACUCACACUCGGACUAACGCUCGAGCACCAAGGGGAAGCAGCGUAUGAUGAUGUGUCGCACCAGGGGAGCCGUCCAUGGCCAUGUCGAUUCGACGGUAACUUCGGAUAUUUUAGCGAUGACGGCGAGGACGAUUUGCGCAAAUUCAUCAUCCCACUCUGCAUCGCCUUACCUCUCCACCACAUUCGAACCCUCCGUCUCGAUGUCAAGGCGGUGUUCCCAUUAGGCAAAAUCCCGUGGCGCGAUCUGUUCGCUCAUACCACACAGCUACGUGUCCUCGCGACUCAACUUCCUGACACUCACCUCCACCACCUGUUUGGCGCAUUGGCGUCGAAGUCAUCCUCGACGCCGGCGGCUGUACAACACCUCGAUGAGCUUCACAUAUUGGGCUACCGGGGACGUUCGCGUUUUGGUGGUUUCACUCCCCGCCUAGAGGUUACCGGUUUCCUUGAUACGCUCCGAGAACGUGCACAGAAUGGACUCUACCUCAAGCGAAUCGUGUUGGGCGCUGAUACCGACACAUCCAAUGCAUAUGUUGAUGAGUUACGCAAAGCUGUAGGGGAGGUAGCUUUGUAUUGAUCUUAGCCUUUGUGUAUGUUCAUGCGAGUACGAUAUUGGGAUUAAAUGGGUAAUAUGCAUGUCAUUGUACAUUUGGUAGGCGGUUCGCC